This is a messenger RNA of Triplophysa dalaica, 4180 nucleotides long. RefSeq names its product FAM20B glycosaminoglycan xylosylkinase (gene fam20b). Gene Ontology annotation, cellular component: Golgi apparatus. Gene Ontology annotation, biological process: protein phosphorylation. The record is from RefSeq and is a predicted model, not a curated record. The transcript has 9 exons. Lineage: Eukaryota; Metazoa; Chordata; Actinopteri; Cypriniformes; Nemacheilidae. The coding region runs from base 2288 to 3517 and encodes 409 amino acids. Gene Ontology annotation, molecular function: phosphotransferase activity, alcohol group as acceptor.
AUCACAGAGAGUCACCCAUACACAGAAAUUCGGCGAGCCGUUUGAAAGUCGGUUUUAUCGUGUUUUAUUGUUAUCGUAAUAUUAAGGAAUCGCGUUAAAGCGGUCGAUUGGCUAGCAGGCUAACCUGUGCUAGCCACUCUUGCUUUUAAAAGACAGAGUGGGGUUUGAUUUUUAGAUUUACAUAUACAUUUCACGAGAAAGCACAUAUUUGUAAGAUCUUAUACAAACGGUAUAAAUCUGUUUGCUUUUAGGUAUACAGAAAUUGUAGUGUUACAUGUGUUUAAACGCCUGUAUGCUUUUGACAGCAGCGGACCAGUCCGUCAAUAAUGAUGAGCAUCUUAUGGGCUUUCAUAAAUCUAAAAGGUUGCCUGCUUUUACAUAAAAUUCUUUGUUUUGGACUUUUUUAUUUCUUGUCUAUCAUCUAACGUUACUACUGUAGGUGUGAUUAAAAACAUAUUAUCCGUGUACCUAGAAUCCAUAUGAAUGGUUUUAUUGUAUAUCAUUAGUGCUUGCGUGGACAGGAUGUGCUGUAUGCAGUCCACCCAGUCAAAAGCAUUUCUGCAUAAAUCCAAGGUAGCUCACCUGUGCAGGUUGAACACCUGUACACUCAGCUGUUAUUGAUGAAUGGCGUGUCAUUUGUUUUAGAAGAUUGAUGAUUUUUUACAAUGUUUGCGAGUUGGGUGUUGCCAUGCCAAGAAACGGACGAACAUUGUUUUUGUGAUCUUAAAUUAUAUCAAUGGAUGAAUGCCUGUAGCUUGUACUAGUCCGUUUUUUUUAUAAGCAUCUUAUCUAAUGAUUAAGGUCUAGGGACACCUAUUUGGAUUAUAAAGGCACCAUACAGAUAAAGACAACUCAGAUCUGUAUAGCAAUAUUUAAUCAAGGACUGCCAUAUAAUUUCAUUAAAUGAAUAAUUUCUGGGGAUGUCUGCCAAUUAUUUGCCUUCAUCCAGUUAUCAUGUGUGGACUGUUUCCACAUACUAUAUAUAGGAGAACAGAAAAUGAUGGUAGUCUCGACUGUAAAAAUGUGAGUUUCAAGCAAGUUGAUAGAGGGAUUGCUUGCAGUAUCGGGACAGCACCACAUGUCAGUAGGUCUUUCGUUUGUUGAUCAUACUUAUUGCUUGCAAGCACAGAUAUUUGGCUUUUUACGAUUUGUUUCGUGUUGGGUUGUGACUUAUGGAUUCGGCUUUAUGUGAAUGUUCCCAAUCUUGGCAAUAUAGGCUCUUUGGGUUUAUAUGAAAUCUAUAAAUAGGUUGGGAAUUGAAAAUCAGUUCCAAUUCUUCAAUCUGAAGGUUAGGAAUGGAAUUCUUGAAAUAAAAUAAAAAUUGUAAUUCCUCAUAUUAGUUCCUGCGUGCACAUUUUCAGAAUUGUGCACGAGUCAACUUCUGAUUUGCUAAUAUCUCAAUAAAAACCCUUAAGCAAAUAAACCAUAUUUUUACUCUAGUGAUGAUAGUUUAACUAUGUUAUUUCUUGUAAAGCACAAUGACCACACAUUUGCCAUAGUUUUAUAGUAACUUGAGUUUAACAAUGACAUUUGUGGAUAAACUAUGGUGAUAGAAAUUGCAAUAAAUCUGACAAAAAAUUAUUGGUAGGUGUAGAUAUACACAAAAUGGUGCUUUGGAAUUGGAAUUGAUCAAAUACGAACAAUGCCCAACUCUGGCUAUGAAGUAGAUUCAGACAUACGUUUUCCUAUUUUUAACCAGGGCCAGUAAAUAUUGGUGGAGCCGAUUAAUGUCUGAAAUACAAGUUUGACUGGGCCAGCAGAAAGAAAAUAUUGUUGAACCCUGCAGUAUAAAUGUGUGUGUGUGUGUUUAUGUGUGUGUGUUUAGUUGAAGUCUUUGGAGUGGUAGAGCUCUCAAACAUAGAUAAGCCCCAGGCUCAGAUCAGGAAGGGAUGAGUGUUUAGGCUGUUUGCUGGGGCUCAGGACACAGCAUUGUAUUUUGGGAGAUCAAGACUGCUGAGAGAUGCAACAGAAACCAUGAGAAGAGGACUCCUCCAUCUUGAUCAGCCUGUAGCAGAUAGCUGAGACAAAGGCACACCUAAACAGGCAGGUGUUGACUCCACCCUGUACACAAUACCAGGCUACACUUCAAAUCAUACCUUCGGGGAAUCUGAUAUGGAGGUGUCAUCAAAUCACACUCCAGUGGUUUAAACCUCUCCUGUCAACCUCCUGUCCAGUGGUGGUGCUGGGCAGACGACGGGCAGUGCCAUGCCCCAGGCGUGAGAGCGCAUCCUCCGGCAGACUCAGGCGUGGUGGUGGACCCCCGGCGGGCAUCUGGCUGUGGGAGGUGAUGAAGCUAAAGCAGCGUGUGGUGGUGCUGUGCGCUGUGCUCUUUCUCCUUGGCCUGGCCAAGGUUUUUCUUCUGGAUGGGGGCGAGGGAUCAGCUGUUAGUCGCCGCGACCUCCGUGCCUUCCGUAAGAUGGAGGCCAACCUGGCACUGGCCAAAGGAGCUCGCCUCACACACACACUGCAGUCGCCCUGGGAAGUGGCAGCACAGUGGGUCGGUCCACGAGAGGUGUACCCGGAUGAAACACCGGAGCUAGCCGCGGUGUUGAACGCUCUGGCCACUGCCCGGGUGGAGAGGGCGGACGUGGGCUAUAAAGGCACCCAGCUUAAAGCCCUGCUGGUGCUUGAUGGAGGACAGAAAGUGGUAUUCAAACCCAAGAGGUACAACAGGGACUAUGUGGUUGAGGGAGAGCCAUAUGCAGGGUAUGAUCGGCAUAAUGCAGAAAUAGCUGCUUUUCAUCUGGACAGGAUUCUGGGUUUUAGGAGAGCGCCGCUGGUGGUGGGGAGGUUUAUAAAUCUGCGCACAGAAUUAAAGCCAGUGGCCACUGACCAACUGUUAAGCACUUUUCUCAUGCACGGAAAUAAUACAUGUUUCUAUGGGAAGUGUUAUUACUGUCGUGAGACUGAACCUGCAUGUGCAGAGGGAGAUGUGAUGGAGGGAUCAAUAACUUUGUGGCUGCCUGACGUCUGGCCCCUACAGAAACACAGACACCCGUGGGGACGCACAUAUCGUGAGGGCAAACUUGCCAGGUGGGAGUAUGAUGAAAGCUACUGCGAGGCCGUGAAGAAAAUGCCUCCUUACGAUGCCGGUCCACGGCUCCUGGAUGUCAUCGACACAGCCAUGUUUGAUUACCUUAUCGGAAAUGCUGAUCGACAUCACUACGAGAGUUUCCAAGAUGACGGUGGAGCCAGCAUGCUGAUUCUUCUGGAUAACGCUAAAAGUUUUGGGAACCAUGCUCUGGAUGAGAGGAGUAUUCUCGCCCCCCUUUAUCAGUGCUGCAUGGUUCGUGUCUCUACCUGGAACAGACUGAACAUACUGAAAGGUGGAGUUCUGAGCUCAGCUAUGCGACAGGCUACCGCCCACGAUCCCGCCUUUUCUGUGCUGACGGGACCGCACCUCGCCGCACUCGACCGGCGUCUCAACGGAGUGCUGGCUACGGUGCGGCAGUGCAUAGAGACGCAGGGUGCAGACAACACUCUGAUUGAGGAUCGCAUGAACCUGCCUCAUUCUUAAAUACACUGAAAAGUGAAACUGGGUUUGUGGAGCUGAGCACUGACUCUUGCAUAGGCUCUUUCACAUUCUCUACCUGCUACAGACCUGGAGGCCACAAGAAGCCUUAGGAGAUGACCCUGAGGAGAACAGGGAGCUGGUUGUUGAUUUUUUUCAACUGGAUUAUUUCAGUUAAGACCACAGAGGCAAAGAUCUUCCUCUUGCUCUCUGGAUCGAGUAAGGCAGUCUUUGCAGCAUAUUGGUGAAAAGUCAACAUAGCAGCUUUGUGUUACUGUAUUCAGUUCAUUCAACCGGUAUGUUUCUUUUCUAAUUUUUAAAAAGACUGGAGAAAUAAGGUUACCAAAACAGAAUUUGGGAUUAGAUAUUUGGCUAAACAUUAUUGCUCAGGAAUGUUGAAUUAUUUUCAAGUGUUCAAGUAGAGGAAGAAAAGUUACAUUAUCAGAUUUCUCCACCCAAAUUGUACAUACAGAUCAAGCUUUGAAUAAUACCGAGUUAUAAUAUUAUCGACCGUAAGAUAUUAACUGGAAUGAUUGAAGUAUGGAGAGUGAACAAAGUAUCGUACAAAGGUGGCAGGAUAUUGCUACUGAUGUUCAAAGAUGUUGACGACACAGCAAUGUAAAGCAACUGUGAGAUGUUUUGAGGAUUAAAAUUAAUAUUUAAAACAUA